AUGGCAGCUAUUGCAUUGUCCUGCUGUAACAUAUAUCUACGUUUUGAUGACGAUUUUCGUAGCGGCUAUUCGCUGUUUGACGCAAAGUCAACAAUGGAGCAUGAUAUGUUUCUCAAUUUUUCUGGCUUAGCCAAGCAGCCGUACACUAUUAUGUUGGUCGGCGAAAGUGCUGAUGGUGGGUCAAUGUUGAGGAAGAAGCAGUUUAUGGUUAUGAAAAAAGAGAUCGAUCAAGGGCUUGCUACUGCGCUAAAUGUUUCGGACGAUGAUGGUUCUUUUCUUUUCUGGCCAAGGCAUUUGAAGGAUUUGGUCGUUUUUUCCAGCGAAGUUCAGUUCGACCUGAUAGAGGAUUUUUUGACCAACAAUAACUCCAAUACUAAGUUAGGAUACCCAGUAGCAAGACAUCACGGUCGAGAUAUCAUGAUGACUCGAACUGUCUUUGGUUAUAAUAACGGUAGUGCAAAGUUACUUGCUUUCCUCUUUGCUUUUACUGGUGAUAACCCGUACCUUGAUUACAUUAAGAAAGCUGAAGUCCUUUGGAGCGAAAGGUUGAAGAUGGCUGACAGCAAUGUAACGAAGAUGCGUCUUUUUGGGGAUUCUGUGGUAAACAAUGAGAUACAUUUAAGUGCACUCGGUGCCUGCCCGUACUUCUUUGUAGGCUCUAUCUUAAUGGUUUUGUUUGUAUGUGUGACGAUGUUCCGUCAUAGCGGGAGAUUUCUUCACGCAAUUUAUUUGACUUUUUGGACAAUCUUCUGCCCUGUUCUCGCUGGUACAUGUACAAUGGCCGUCUUUGCAUUAAUUGGAAUACCUUUGAACUGUGUCAUGAUGAUUACCCCGUUUUUGGUGCUCGGGGUCGGUGUGGACGAUGCAUUUUUAAUGAUACAUCAUUGGUAUCAUUCGGAGGAGACAGACAGGAACACUCGGCUUUGUUCUGUUUUGUUGAGGACUGGCCCAUCUAUUACGCUAACAUCAUUUACCAAUAUAGUUGCUUUUUUGAUUGGUAGUUACCGCUCUGCACUUGACCUGAAGCUUUUUUGUUUGAGCGCUGCGUUAGCUUUUACUCUGGACUGGAUUCUACAGUUAUUCGUUUUUUCUCCAAUGUUACUGUUUCUUAAAGUGGAAAGGAAUGAGACACCAACGACGCAGAAAAAGCCAUCGCUGAGAGAAAAUGAAAAAAUGUUCCGAGACCAUGAGAUGAUCAGGGUUUUCGUUAAUGAACUGCCCACUAACGUUACCCUGCUGAGAAGCAGGGUGGAACAGUUACGUAAGAUAGAUUAUUUGUGUAAAGACUUUACUCCUUGGAUUGAGGACUAUGAUGAUAAAGGGUAUGGGAAGAAUGCAACUACUGUGGGAGAGUAUUUCGAGAACCUUGAAGCAUAUUUAGUGACGAAUCCAAAUGCGAUCGCUGACGUCCGGUUCGGCGUUUUUCAAGUUGAGAAGUUUGCUUUUGAUUUGUGCGUUCGUGGCUUUGGAACUUGGAGAGAGCGCGCUCUAAUGCUUGAGGACUUACGCAGCAAGAUGCCCGCAGGUUUUUCUGUGUAUAUGAGCGAGUCUCCAAUUAUGGCUUCUAUCGUAUCUUCCCGCUCUGCUGUGUUGAAGUCAGUGGUGGUCACAGUGAUUUGUAUGGCUCUGAUUUGUCUUUUUUUCCUUCCAACAUUACAUGCUGCCGCUUGUGCCACAGUAUCGGUUGCGUCCAUUACUAUUGGUGUUGUUGGUGGUCUGUAUCUUUGGGGGGCAGAUCUGGACAUGAUCGUGUUAGUAAACUUAGUAAUGGUCGUUGGAUUAACUGUUGACUUCUCGGCACAUAUCAGUUAUCACUGCUUCACUUCUUCUGCUAGCUUCAACAAGCCUGAAAGCUUUGUUGAUGCCAUACACGCAGUUGCGAUUCCAUCGACUGAGGUACUUUUUGAUUAG
Enterobius vermicularis (human pinworm) is the source of this 1911-nucleotide messenger RNA. The record is from the annotation of a GenBank genome assembly. NCBI's taxonomy places the organism in Eukaryota, Metazoa, Nematoda, Chromadorea, Rhabditida, Oxyuridae.